Messenger RNA from Babesia bigemina, 837 nucleotides. Its product is annotated as formate/nitrite transporter family protein, putative. NCBI's taxonomy places the organism in Eukaryota, Apicomplexa, Aconoidasida, Piroplasmida, Babesiidae. The record is from RefSeq and is a predicted model, not a curated record. Gene Ontology annotation, cellular component: membrane. The transcript has a single exon. The coding region runs from base 1 to 837 and encodes 278 amino acids. Gene Ontology annotation, molecular function: high-affinity secondary active nitrite transmembrane transporter activity. Gene Ontology annotation, biological process: nitrite transport; transmembrane transport.
AUGGAGUAUGUGUGUCAACUUCGUAAGCCAGCAGACACUCUCGAGGUGGCAUUGGCCUCCGGCGAGGCGAAAGUCAAAUGUCCCCUGUACAUUUUGUUCUUAAAGGCAGUGAUGGGUGGCUAUUUCGCUGCCCUGGGAGGCCACGCCGCUAUGGUUUUGGCGUCUCACUUUUAUUUAGAACAUCAUUACGCUGCCUCUAAACUGGCGUUCGGUCUCAUUUUCUCAGGUGCGCUCGUCUGUAUCGUCUUCACUGGAACGGACCUGGUGACAAGCAACUGCAUGAACUUCGCCCUGUUGGCAUACACGAUGAGAAUAGGUCCGGGUGAUUACGCUAUUAGAAUGGCCACGUCGCUUAUCGGCAACUACACAGGAGCCAUAACAGGAGCGGCAAUGCUGAGCGCCGGCACAGGGUUCUUUAUGGAGAAUGUAGGGUCUGGUUCGCCAUACUUGAAGGCUGUCUACGACUUCAAGCUGUCGCUGCCGUUCUGGCGCGUGAUAUUCAGUGCUAUCGGUUGCAAUUGCUAUGUAUGCAUGGCGGUCUGGUGCUCCUACGCCUCUUUGGAUUCGUCGGGAGCCAUCUUGUCCAUGGUAUUACUCAUCGCAAGCUUCGCCGUUGCAGGAUUCGAGCAUAUCGUUGCCAACUUCUACACGCUUCACGCAGCGCUCAUGUCUUGCAAGGAAACUUCGUUCCUCACCGUCUACGGAAGCAACUUAGCUCCCACGCUCAUAGGGAACUAUAUCGCAGGCUCGGUCAUUAUCGCACUGCCGAUCUUCCUCAUGUACGGCCGCAAACACGAUGAGAACGUCACACAAACAUAUGAAGACACACCUGUGUGA